AUGAUACACCUUUUAUUCACACUUUUGAUGGUCCAAAUGGCAUUCAUCCUAAUACUCUCUUUUGCAAAUCCAUUAAGAAAUUUGUUAGUGAAGGGGCUAGACCUUUCAAAGCAGGGAAGAGGGCCGUUGGUCACAAAAACUGUGGCAGCAACUAUGCUUGUGGUCUUUGGCUCCACCGUCUACACUAUAACCAAUAUCCAAAAGCGUUCAAAGGAGGCUGGCUUGGUUAAUCCAACUGAUGAGGUUCUGAUGGCACAACGUCUCUUGGAAGCAACUCUUUUAGGAUUCUCUCUAUUCCUUGGAUUGAUUGUCGACAGACAACAUUACUAUAUUAGAGAGAUUAAUUUACUGAGGAAGAACUUGGAUACAGCGAAAAAACAAAGUCAAAAUCAUCAACUGUCAAAGAAAAGAGUGGCAGAGGAAACUGAGAAGACAAAGGUCAAUUAAUUGGAAUUUGAGGCAAAAUUUGCACUUGGCCUAUGUUCUGAAAAGGAAAA
Messenger RNA from Abrus precatorius (Indian licorice), 497 nucleotides. RefSeq lists its product as uncharacterized. Gene Ontology annotation, biological process: intracellular protein transport; endoplasmic reticulum to Golgi vesicle-mediated transport. The record is from RefSeq and is a predicted model, not a curated record. Gene Ontology annotation, cellular component: endoplasmic reticulum; endoplasmic reticulum membrane. NCBI's taxonomy places the organism in Eukaryota, Viridiplantae, Streptophyta, Magnoliopsida, Fabales, Fabaceae. Bases 1 to 447 code for a protein of 148 amino acids. The transcript is spliced from 2 exons.